GUUUUAAAAUUUGAUAGUGUUUUGUUUUGAAAAAUUGACGUAAAAAUCUCAUUUGUUUAUUUUCGAAUGCCAGUUAUAGAUUGUAAUAUAGAUAGUUUCGAAGGAAAUAACAUACUUUUACUGCGAUGACUGACCCUCAACCAUUGGUUCUCUGUAUGGAGAACGUUAAUGGAGAUGAAGUGGCGUUGAAGAUUGAUCCGCAUGAUGACUUCAGACUAUUUCUUGAUAAAGCCAAGUUUUGUGACAAAAUAUUCAGCGACGUGAAAGACGUAAUGGAUCAUGGCGAGGAACAUAAACAUGACUUUGAUGAUGGCUCCGUAUUUCCGUGUCCCUUGUGCGAUUAUGGAUAUGCAAAUCUGAAAUGGUUAAAGGGCCAUCUCAAAGCGGCUCAUGACAAGCCAAACGACGCGGAAGAUGGCGCUGUUAUUAAAAAGGAGGUUGUCGCGGAACAUCCACCGAAGGAAUCGUCGCCUGUUGCUAACGGAACAGGAAUUUUGGAGAAGACGUCUGUUAAUGACAAUGAUGAAAAGGAUAUUAAAGAAUCUCACCCGAAUGAGGACGACACUAAAACUGUGCAGCAUAUAAAAUUUGAAACGGAAAUAAAGCAAGAGGCGAUUGACAGCGACGACGAAGCCAUCUGGAUAGUUCACACUGGGGAUGAUGUGCAAGAAGAACAAUUGCACAAACUGCUGAACGCCAAUACGAAAAAAUGUCCUCGGGAACAGAAUUUUUUGACGAAACACAAAUGUUUCAAUUGCAGCCGUAUAUUCCCAUCAGCCGAAACCUUAAAUACACACAAGUGCCGAAAACGUACUCGAAAACGGAAACCUACUGACGAUAAUUCAGUAUGCGUGCCCACUCAAGAGGACUUUCUGAAGCGAGCACAAGGAAGACCAAGGAGCGAUAAUAGCUUAUCGAAGGUGAAAAAGACUAAGAGCCGAGAGAACGCUUCGCAGAUAGUCACGUGCCAUAACUGUAACGAGUCGUUCUCGUCUAAAGUGAGACUCAAGUUCCAUAUGCAAUUCCACGAUAAAACGGACUUGCUGACACCAGAGGGAUACUCGUGUAAGGAGUGCAGCCUUACUCUGGCGACGGAGACGGAGUUGUUCGACCAUGUGCACUUCCAGCAUCACAAGCAGAAGAAGUGGCAGUGCCCGGUCGAGGAGUGUGGAAAGAUGUUCUUCUUGAGGGCGACGUUGACGAAGCACAGCCGGACGCACACAGACACGAGGCGCUACGUGUGCGUGACCUGCGGGAAGCGGUUCCUGGACAAACAGACGCUAGACGAACACGGCGUCACGCAUUUACAGAUUAAACCGUUCCAAUGCCACAUAUGCCUUAAGCAGCUAACUCGGCGCUCUCGUCUUCGAAUGCACCUGCGAGCUCACGAGGAGGAGGUCUGCAUGAAACUGGUGUUCGCUUGUGGUGUCUGCAAGCGUGCGUUCAGGAACGACAUCGAAGCUCAGGAACACACGGCGAAGUCUACAGAAUGCAUUGAAGAGUUCACGAAGAUGUUGAAGGGUGAGGAGGUCGAUCAAUUGUCUCCCACCAGCGGCGUCGUCAGAUAUUCAAAUAAAUCUGUUACGUCGCUAAACGUACCGAUACCGCGGGAGGCGAGCUCUGAAGAUAGUGCCGCUAUGAUAAGCUCUCUGACUGACGCGGCGCGGUCUAUCAUCCGCGUGGUUCGUAUCGAGAAGGCAUUCCGCUGCGAAUACUGUGAAGAUGUGUUCUACCUGGAGCAUUCCCUAAACUCACAUCGCGCUAAGCAUAAGGGUAUCAAGAACCCAUUUACGUGUCAUAUAUGCAAAGUGAGCUUUGCGACCUAUUCUAGGUGCACCACUCACAAGACCACUCACGGGUUCUACAAACGCAACGCCACUGAAGGAACCAGCGGUGGUGCGGGUAGUACUGGUAUCCUAGGCUACGGAGGCUUCCCCGUUGUGAAGCACUUUUUGUGUGAGGACUGCGGCCGCUCGUACCUGCACUGGACGUACCUGCAGGUACACAGACGCAUGAAGCACGUCAACGAGAACUUCCUCUUCAAAUGCAACCAGUGCGAACUGACGUUUCCAAACAGUUGGAGCGUUGCGUAUCAUAGGAAAAAAGUGCACGGCAAAACUGCACAGGAAGACGGUGGUACAACCAAGAUUGCAAGACAGGAUUAUAAAAUACCAUGCCGCGAUUGCGACGCGGUAUUGCCUAACAAGGUCGCACUCUACAAGCACAGGCAGGACGAGCAUUGCGACGACGCAUUCGAUAUGGACGAGAAUGAGGACUGGCCGGAGUCUGUGAACAAGGAUAGCACGGUGUGCAACAAGUGUGGACAUAACUUGCACAAUGUUAACGCGCUACAGAAACAUUUGCACGAAGUGCACGGAGUUCAGUCGGACAAACUGCACCCGCGUCUGAAGUGCCACAUGUGCUCGCGAACGUUCCGCUCGGCGAGCGCGCGCGACGAGCACAUGCGCGUGCACACGGGCGAGCGGCCGUACCCGUGCGACGUGUGUGGCGCGUCCUUUACACGCUCGACCGCGAUGCGCAAUCACCGCCUAGUACACUUGGCUGUGCGGGCUUGGUCGUGCUCGCGGUGUUCCAGAAGGUUCCGCAUGCGUUCGGACCUGCGCACGCAUAUGAGACUCAAACACCCCGCCUACUUGGCGGUCAUCGAGAUUGAAGGCCUCAAUCCAUCACUGGAACAGAUAUAUCAAAAGCUUGCGGUGCACAAUAUCAGCCAGCAAAAGGUUAUCGAGAUCAAUAUGAUUUCCUUUGAGAAGGGCUCAACGAGCAUCGUACCUGACUCCCGGCUUGCCCUGUCCAUGUUGAACAACGUACCGCGCACUCCGAUCAUACGAUCCAAGAGCGAAUCACAUGAUAUGUUUCAAGCGAGUUGCAGCCGGGACAUGGAUAAAGCUGCUUACACACCCGCGACGUUACAACGCGCUGAACAAAUGAGCACCGACCCUAAUAGAACCUAUCCGAUCAUUAGCACAGAUGCUAUUCAACCUAUAAACGUGCAAGUUCUUCUAGAAGACAACGCCCUGGUAUCUAACCAAUUGCUGCAGUAUAGAAAUGAUAUUGUUUUGCAAUAAUUAUGUUGAAUCUAAUAAAAUACUAUGUUGCUUAAACGA
This is a messenger RNA of Leptidea sinapis, 3128 nucleotides long. Its product is annotated as zinc finger protein 595-like. Gene Ontology annotation, molecular function: DNA-binding transcription factor activity, RNA polymerase II-specific; RNA polymerase II transcription regulatory region sequence-specific DNA binding. The record is from RefSeq and is a predicted model, not a curated record. Gene Ontology annotation, biological process: regulation of transcription by RNA polymerase II. Lineage: Eukaryota; Metazoa; Arthropoda; Insecta; Lepidoptera; Pieridae. Gene Ontology annotation, cellular component: nucleus. Bases 126 to 3089 code for a protein of 987 amino acids. The transcript is spliced from 28 exons.